CUGAUCGUAUAUAAACAAAAUACAAAGUAGAGGCGCGUUUAUUCUGUGCUGGAAAGUCCGCGUGGACACUUAGCUAAACGCUUUUCCUUCCAAAUCGUUCAUCAGAGACCGCUCGAUAGAAGAUUCACAUCUUUUUUCCGGUCUAGUGUGUUGAGUUAUCGUUUUUUAGGAAGUGUCGUCGAGAUCGGUUUAUCUUUGAUUUGGUUGUUUUGAGUUGAGAGGUGUCACACAGCUUGAAAAUGCGUCCUCCUUCAUCGCAGUUCGGCGCUGAUAUCACCAAUGCUGAGAACAGUGAUCCGAACAACAUGCACCCUAUGAUGGUGUGCACCCGCCUUGCCGGACGGGCCAUCAUCAGGGUGGUCGGCCGCUGCAAUGAUGCCAAGGAGAACAAUAAUCUUGAUUUAUCAGAGUGCCAGUUGAUGCAAGUGCCUGAUGCCGUCUACCACCUGAUGCGACACACUGAGCUCAAGGGCUGCAAUCUAUCAAGCAAUGUCAUCACAAAAAUUCCACCCAAAUUUGCAGUCAAGUUUUCUCUUAUUACUGAGCUGAACCUAUCGAACAAUCAGAUGAGCAAACUACCAGAUGAACUGGCAGAUCUGACUGAAUUGGAGAAACUGGACAUCUCGCACAACUCCUUCACGUCGCUUCCACACGUCGCCUACAAAACUCCAAAGCUCACCACGCUCAACGCACACCACAACUUCAUCACAGAGGUCGACAUCGAAAGGCUAAAAGAGUGUCCCUCUCUGCAGGACGUGGAUCUGCAGGAGAAUCCGCUUACCAGGAAGUGCACAGAGGCUCUGCAGAACGUGACAGUGUUCCGGAUAGCAGUGACCGUCCGACCGCUCCAAGACUGGGAAGAUCUCACCAUCUGAUCACCUGCCUACAAUCAACCAAGCCUACAAUCAACCAACCCUCCCCCCCCCACAAGAUACUCAUCAAGUUAGAGGUGUCUGCGUUUGUCCAAUGCAAAAGUUGCGGAAUACCAUAUUAUUUAUAAAAUAGACAAAAAUAUUCAAAGCCAGUUUCACUUGCGAAUAGAAAAUUAAAACUCAGAAAAAGAUUUAAUAGAAACUUUCUUCCGCAGUCGUCUAGGCCUACCCUGACUAACAAAAAGGAAUUUCGAAGCAAAUUCAACAUUUUAUUUCUGAUUAGAGCCAAAUUAUUUUCCACAUUGGAAACACUUUUUUAAUUGGGGAAUUAUUAUUAUUACUCUGAAUAUGAGAUCAGGAUACUAAAAUCUUAGUCGAUUAUAAAGAAGACCUUCAAGACACAGUACCAAAUUGAUAAAAAAAUAUGAAUUGUUCAAUUAGAUGAACAGAGUAUUAUAAAUGGUAUAUUAUUCUGAUAGCCUUCUAAUUAAUUGUAUGUUGUGCUCAAUCUAGUUCAUAGCCAAAUAAUUAACUCACCAUGUUAUUAAAGAUUAGAAACAUUCAGGUAUUAUAAAUUGUUGUUUUGAAAUAAUAGAUUUUUGACUAUAUCAAGUGAAUUAUAAUUAAAGUAAUUCGGGUACAGAUAAAUACCUCGUGUUCAAGAAAUACUGCAUUUAUAACCCGGUCUACCAAUUUGAUCUUCUAUUAAGUACGGUAAUGUAUUCAAUCAAACUGAUUGUUGCUGAGUGAUUUCGAAUGACUAUGUUGAAUAAACUGAGACUAAAUACUAAUAAUCAAAUAGAGUGUUGUCAUUUAAUCUUAAAAAAAAUUGUUUCUAUGAGUCGGGGAUUUCAGUACUUGAUUAAGAGUAUGCUAUUACUUAUUACAGUACAUAUUAUUGUUAAUCUAUUACGUAGUGAACUGAGCUUUAAAAAAAUAAAUGUAUAGUUUAAUUUUUGCCAAAGUGUGAGAUUACAUCAUAAAUGUGUAUAUUAUUUUGUACUUAGUAUUUUAUACAAUGUUGUAUCAAACUUACAUCGAUGUCAAUGUGAGCUUAAUGAAAUUUUAUAAACUAUAAACUAUUAACUUACGACUUAGAAAGUCAUGUUUUGAAUAACAAAUAACACUAACAUCAUGCUUUAUGGGUGGUUUUUAUUUAUUUCAACAUGAAAUAACAUUUUCUACACGAAAAACUGUGAUAUCUGUAUAGAUUGUAUUAUUAAAACUACUGUACCAGUACUGUAUCAAUCAUUGCCUGUUCUAUUAUUGAAAAUGCAUUUAGUUGAUGCCAACACGUACAAUUUCCAUUUGUGGAAAUAAAAAUUCCAGUUGUGUUUUAAAAUAAAUGAGUGAUAAAAAUUAUAAAAUAUGCUCCAUUUACUGAGUUAAGAUGGCUCAAAAAUUUAAUGAAAGUAACAGAAUAUAUAUUAUUUGAAAACAUUCUCACUUCUUCAAAAAACCAUUACUUGAAACUUUUGAAGUUUUGACAUUUCUUGUGCAGAAUAUAUUCAAUUAUAUAAUUAUUUUAUUGAAGAUUGUAGAAUCAAGUUUCCUUAUUAUUUGUUCGUGAUCUAUACUAUCCAGAUGCAUAGAGUAUUAUCAUGUAUUAGAGGUGGCUAUGGUAUUAUGCAUAGUGAUUUUUUAUUAUUAUUUUAUCAAGAAUAAUGACAAAAAAUUUACCCAAUUCCUAAGAUUGUUCCUGUUAAUUAUUGGACUUUUUUAACAUGAAUUUUUCUCAAAGUAGUGGAGUAUAUCUUUAACGAUGAACAACCAAGUAGAUUGAAAUAAGAAUAAUGUUGUUACCUUGUAUUUGUUACCACAUGUGAGUUGUUGAGAAAUGUGAGGUACGCAGUAGUUAACCUUCCAUCUCAUAAAUCGAUUGGUACAGACAAUAUAUUUGUAUUUUUUUCAAAUAGUAUUAGGUUGUAUUUUUAUAAUUGAAAUGAAUUUGAAUGAUAUAAAAAUUAACAAUAAAUUUACGGAAUUCA
This is a messenger RNA of Nilaparvata lugens (brown planthopper), 2860 nucleotides long. RefSeq names its product leucine-rich repeat-containing protein 40. NCBI's taxonomy places the organism in Eukaryota, Metazoa, Arthropoda, Insecta, Hemiptera, Delphacidae. Gene Ontology annotation, molecular function: protein binding. The transcript has 4 exons. Bases 240 to 875 code for a protein of 211 amino acids. The record is from RefSeq and is a predicted model, not a curated record.